GGUGGCGGUGACAGAAAAUGGGAUCAUGCUCUACAUAUCAUAAUAAACAAGACGUCGAAAAUAAGGACACAACUGAUAAACAGAUCGCAGAGAUAAUCACGAACUUCGAGGCCUUGACGCAAGAAAAAAUAAUAGAUGACAAACGAUGACAGACUCCAAGGCAGUGAAACAGUGAAACAUGUCCCAAGUGAAAGUGAGGGAGAGCUGAGAGACGUUACAUAGCCAUUUCCAAGUAACUCAACAGCCAAAGUGGUAGCACGAUGACACUCAAGAAGAAAGGGAGCGGUGGGGGCGGCGGUGGCGGCGGCGAUGACGGAGGGGGAGGAAACCUGGCGAAGGAGGAGGAGGCGCGGCUGCAGGAGCUGUGCACACCUGAGGACAUUGCCGAGACACGCUGCGGCCUUCCUUUUCUCCAGAAGCUGGCCACCAAGGAGUCGUACGUGUUGGUGCACUGCCUGGUGGGGACGACCAUGGGCAUGUUCUUCACCUACGUCGUCGCCGUCCUCUCCACCAUCGAGAAGCGCUUCAAACUUAAGAGCAGAGAAACGGGCAUCAUUCUCGCCGGCAACGACAUCUCCCAGGUCCUGCUCGCCAUCUUCCUCAGCUACUACGGCAACUUCGGCCACCGCCCUCGCUGGCUCGGGGUGGGCGCCAUGUUCACCGCCAUCUCCUGCUUCACCGCCGCCCUGCCACACUUCAUCUACGGGGCGGGGGAGGACGCCGAGUCAGUGGUGCAGGCGCUCUCCACCACUAACAUCACGGGGUACUCCACGGAGGAGCUCUGUCACACGGGCAGCAAGGAGGACUGUGAAGGGCCGCAGACGCGAGGCUCCGAGUACUACGCCGUCAUCUGUCUGCUGUUCCUGUCGCAGUUCUUCGUCGGUAUCGCCAUCAGCCUCUUCUACAGCCUCGGCCUCACUUACCUCGACGACAACACCAACAAGAAGACCUUUUCCUUCUAUUACACCCUGAACAUACUCCUGCGCAUCAUCGGUCCCGUGUUCGGCUUUGUGAUCGGCGGCCGCGCCCUCUCCAUCUGGAUCGACCCGUCUGAAAAGCCAAACCUGAGCAAGGAGGACCCGCGCUGGCUGGGGGCGUGGUGGCUAGGCCUCUUGUCUAUCGGCGCGGUUGUCUUCGCCACCGCUCUGCCACUCUUCAUCUUCCCGCGAAAGCUCCCGGCAACACUGAGGCGGGAGGGGAGGAAGUACAUUCGCAAGGCCGAGAAGAACAGGCUGGCGGGAGGCUCCAAGACGCCCCAACACUACAGGACUCUUCACCUCAACAAAAUGGAGAUGUCUAGGCCGAGCAUCAAAAACCUGGGGAAGGCUCUGCGGCGCCUCAUCAACAACAAGAUCUGGACAGGCCAUCUCUUCACCGCCAUCAUCACCGUCUUCGCCUUCUCGGGUUACUGGAGCUUCAAACCCAAGUACCUGGAGAAUCAGUUCAGGAAGAGUGCAGCGGAGGCUAAUUACUAUACAGGGAUGGCCAGUCUCAUCGUGUCGUUGUUGGGGUCGGUGGUGAGCGGUUCCGUCAUGAGGUGGGGGCGGCCGGGGCCUCGCCUCGUCACCGGCUACAACAUCUUUAUCACCUGCGUCUCCGUCUGCGGCUUCGUCGUGCUGGCCUUCGUCGGCUGCCCGAAGGUCGACGUGGUGGGGCCCGUGCAGGGGGCCAUGGUGCCGUCCUGCUCGGGAGACUGCGAGUGUUCUGAGAAGUACACGCCGAUCUGUUCCCAGGACGGCGAGACGCUCUUCUACUCGCCGUGCUACGCUGGCUGCCUCGCCGACAACACCACAGCCAGGCCGGUGGAGUACCGUCAGUGCAAGUGUAUAGACGGUUCGGUCACGCCAAACAAUAUGUCCUCGCUCACCAGGCCUCCGGCACACCUAGACGAUGUGCUGCUGCCGCCCUCGGAGUGGGGGACGGCGAGGCGCGGGUACUGUCCUGAGCCGUGCAAUGGGUUCUUCUAUUACCUCGUCGUCCAAAUCAUCACCAAGACCAUCUCAUCCACGGGACAAAUCGGCGGUACCGUCGUCAUGCUCAGGUGUGUGUGUGUGUGUGUGUGUGUGUGUGUGUGUGUGUGUGUGUGUGUGUUGAUAACAGAGGUGGAAUAUGUUGUUUUUUGGUUAUAAUUAGAGGAUGAGGGCAAUAGCAAUGACGAUCGUGAUAGUAGUAAUGGUGAUACUGAUGAUGGCGAAGAGGAGGAAGAUAAUGAUAAUAAUGAUAACGAUGACAAUGAUAAUAAAAGAUGACCAUAAUAUGUACCUGUCCUCCCCACACACCACCACCACCACCACCACCUCAGGGCCGUGUCGGACGAGGACAAGGGCGUCUCGCUGGGCACCAUAACCGUAUUCAUCAGCCUCUUGGGGUUCAUUCCGGCGCCUAUCGUCAUGGGGGCCAUCAUAGACUCCGCGUGCGUGGUGUGGGAGAAGACGUGUGGCGGGACGGGCAACUGUUGGCUCUACGACUCGGAUCACUUCAGGACAACCCUCCAUAUUAUCCCCGCAGUACUUAUGGCCAUCUCCAUCCUGGGUGAGAUUGUGGUCUUCCAGAACAGUCACACACUUGACCUGUACGGGCAAAAGGAGGACGAGGACGAGGACGAGGACGAGGACGAUGAGUAUAGGCGGAAGGAGAAGCCGAAGGAAAACGGGUUGGAGGAAGGGGAGGAGGCCAUUCCCCUCAAGGCGGAACUGACAGGCAGCCUCUUGGCGGUGUAGCAGAGGCCGGGUUCAGGCAGCUCAGGUGUAUGUAUAAGUAGGUGUAGGUAUAGCCAGACUUAUGCACAGAAGCUCUCGAAGCCAAGGAUAAAGGAAGAGUAUUUUUUUUAUACUUAUACAUGCCUAAAACUGCUCCCGAUGUGAGGUGUGAAGGAUGGCACAUGAGCAGGAUGAAACAUAUCGCUGCCUGUGCGUGACCCCUCGUCAUCUCGGUAAGGUUAGUAAGCGUAGUUAACUGUCUUCGGCGGUAAUGCUAAUGGUGCUAAUCAACACCACCGUAUGACUGCGAACGUCCAUCGACAUUUGUUUGCCACGUCAUGCAACAUCUGUUUAAUAACAUCGUCCAUUGUGUUAAAGUGUACAGCACAUUAGUUUAGAGAUGGUUUUGGGAGCUUCUGUUCAUAGAGUAGUCGUUUUGCUCUCUCUCUCUCUCUCUCUCUCUCUCUCUCUCUCUCUCUCUCUCUCUCUCUCUCUCUCUCUCUCUCUCUCUCUCUCUCUCUCUCUCUCUCUCUCUCUCUCUCUCUCUCUCUCUCUCUCUCUCUCUCUCUCUCUUUCACACACACACACACACACACACACACACAUCCUUUGGUCUAUACUAUUACCGUCCCCCAAAAAAACAUGACCGUCUCUAUACAUACAUACAUACAUACAUACAUUUACAAACAUGAAUGUUCUAAUUUAGUCAUAAUUUUCGUAUGCAUUGUAUGUGUAAUUACGUUGUCCAUUCGAUUUAUUUUAGAAAAAAAAGGGUAAUAAAACCGCCGUACUAU
Eriocheir sinensis (Chinese mitten crab) is the source of this 3493-nucleotide messenger RNA. Its product is annotated as solute carrier organic anion transporter family member 74D-like. The record is from RefSeq and is a predicted model, not a curated record. The transcript has 15 exons. NCBI's taxonomy places the organism in Eukaryota, Metazoa, Arthropoda, Malacostraca, Decapoda, Varunidae. The coding region runs from base 261 to 2129 and encodes 622 amino acids. Gene Ontology annotation, cellular component: membrane. Gene Ontology annotation, molecular function: protein binding. Gene Ontology annotation, biological process: transmembrane transport; sodium-independent organic anion transport.